AUGCGAAACGUCUUGUCUCUUUGCAGCGCUGACAUAUGUUACUUGACGCAACGUGUUUUAAUCUGCCUUACCAUUUUUUUUGUUAUUUGUUUCAGAUUGGUCGAAAGGUUCCUACUGGACGCCUACAAGCCUCGACAGGUGUCCACGUUUGCCCUCAACAUCUUCAGGCACCAGACCAAGGUGGACGGGGAAGAAGUGGUUGUCGAUUUUUGGGACACCGCAGGACAGGAGCGGUUUAGGACACUCCAUCCUUCGUACUACCAUCAGGCGAAUGCCUGUAUCCUGGUGUUCGACGUAACGCGGAAAGUGACGUACAAAAACCUUGGCAACUGGUACAAAGAGCUCCGGGACUACAGGCCGCACAUCCCCUGCUUCUGUGUAGCGAACAAGAUCGACGCGGACUCCUCGGUGGUCCAAAAGAGCUUCAACUUUGGCAAGAAGCACGGGAUGCCCUUCUUCUUCGUUUCUGCGUCAGACGGCACAAAUGUCGUCAAGAUGUUCCGCGAAACGAUCGCUGCAGCGGUGCAGUACCGGAAACAUCCGACGGAUUUCAUGGACCAAGUCCUUCAGGAACUGGAGCAAUUCACGAGUGAUGACGAAAGGGAGGACGGCUCGUCAACCCCCGGUGGGAGUACCCCGAAUAAACUCGCGUGA
Messenger RNA from Ixodes scapularis (black-legged tick), 654 nucleotides. RefSeq names its product rab-like protein 2A. The record is from RefSeq and is a predicted model, not a curated record. The transcript is spliced from 7 exons. Gene Ontology annotation, molecular function: GTPase activity; GTP binding. Gene Ontology annotation, cellular component: endosome; Golgi apparatus. Bases 1 to 654 code for a protein of 217 amino acids. NCBI's taxonomy places the organism in Eukaryota, Metazoa, Arthropoda, Arachnida, Ixodida, Ixodidae.